Thecamonas trahens ATCC 50062 is the source of this 1290-nucleotide messenger RNA. RefSeq lists its product as uncharacterized. The transcript has a single exon. NCBI's taxonomy places the organism in Eukaryota, Apusomonadida, Apusomonadidae. Bases 28 to 1290 code for a protein of 420 amino acids. Gene Ontology annotation, molecular function: 2-oxoglutarate-dependent dioxygenase activity. The record is from RefSeq and is a predicted model, not a curated record.
GUUGAAGUCAAUGUUGUUCCACCCGACAUGGACGUCCGCGACUUUGUGGUGGACCAGAGCAGCCGCGGCGCUGACGGUCUUGUUGAGCUCCGCGACAGGCCGCUGCUCAUUCGUGGCUCGUCGGCAGCGCAGUGGCCGGCGCUGCGGCGAUGGAGCGACGCUGCGGCGAUGAAGAAGGCCAUGGCUGGGGUCGAGCUCGCCUUUCGCAACGCCUCGGCCGGCUCGCCGGUCUUUGUGCCUGUCGGCGAGCGGAUGCUCAGCCUCGGCGCCAUCGACGCGUUUGAGAUGCAGACGGCGGUCGGCCUGGAGAGCUUUUACGCCGACGACGCGAGCAGAGGCGAUGGCGAUGACGACGGCGACGGCUGGCUGCUGUACCAUACUGGCGACGUCGACGGCGAGUGGGCUCCGGUCAAGGGUGAUCUGCGGGUGGAGGAGCUCGAGCUGGAGGCAGGCGUGUCGCGGAGCAUGGUGUGGGUGGGACGGGCCGGAGUGGUGGCCAACACCCACUACGACACCUCGUACAAUCUGCACAUCCAGAUCACCGGCGCCAAGCAGUGGAUUCUGCAUCCGCCGUCGGCGUCGGUUGAUGUGGAGCCGUUCCCCUGGCUCCACGUCCACUACCGGCAGGCGCGCGACAUGCAGGCGAACCACGACGACGCGCUGAUCAUCACGGUGCGUCCCGGAGAGAUCCUCUACGUUCCGCCGUUCUGGUGGCACUCUGUGCGUGCGGUGGAGCGGUCGUACUCGGUGUCGGUCCUUUCGCCAGCCGUUGGCGAGCGGUCUGCGGCCGAGCUGCUGGCGAUGCCACCGCCACGGCCGCCGGCGCAGGCCGGUCGCGGGUUCAAGGCGCGCGCCCUCGAGGUUGUGGCCAGCGCGCGUGCACUGGUCUUUGGCGCAGGCGUCUCGUGGGACGCUGUCAUGGAGCUGGUCGAGGCGCGGUAUGCGCGGCUCCCGAUCGGCUCGAGCUCGCAAAUGCGCGCGCUGACCAAGGCGGCAUGCUGGCCGACGGAGCGGGCGGCGAUCGACCUUGCCACCGCAUCAGACACGUCUGACGAGCUGGCCAUCAGCUCCGGCGGGAGCAACCGGCUCACGCGGCGAAAGAAGAUCGAUGCCGGCGCUGUGGCGAGCCGGGCGGCUCUGUGGGCGGCGUCGCGGAUCCCACUCCUCACAGACGUGGUUGUGGACGGCCGCGAAGCGAUUGCCACCGAUCUCAUGGAGGUCAUCGCCAGCGAUUUGUUUGGCGACGACGGGCGGUUUGUGGGGCGGUUUUGGGCAGCGUGUGGCGUCUGA